AUGGCCCCUGGCGGGGACAUCCUGAUGCACACGCACCCAGGCACCUCAGAGGUCCUCAUCGUCCUCCAAGGGCCGAUUUGUGAUAGGUUCAUCUCGUCGUCGGCGAACACCGUCUACUUGAAGAACCUCAAAAAAGGGGAUAGCAUGAUUUUCCCUCAGGGGCUAUUGCACUUCCAAUUGAAUGCUGGUAAAGGUCCAGCACUUGCCAUAGUCAGCUUUGUUGGGACAUGCUUCAGCAGUCCGAGCCCUGGGCUUCAAAUCUUGGACUUUGCUCUGUUCGCUAAUAAUUUCCCUUCUGAGUUGGUAGAAGCCACGACUUUCCUUGAUGAUGCUCAGUUUAAGAAGCUUAAGGGUGUUCUCGGUGGCACUGGCUAA
Messenger RNA from Syzygium oleosum, 375 nucleotides. Its product is annotated as germin-like protein subfamily 3 member 3. Gene Ontology annotation, molecular function: manganese ion binding. The coding region runs from base 1 to 375 and encodes 124 amino acids. Lineage: Eukaryota; Viridiplantae; Streptophyta; Magnoliopsida; Myrtales; Myrtaceae. The record is from RefSeq and is a predicted model, not a curated record. The transcript has 2 exons. Gene Ontology annotation, cellular component: cell wall.